AUGAUUCUCGCGCGGAAGGCUCUUCCGAAGGCUAGCGCUAAUAGGAUGACGAAGAUGCAACUGAAGCGCAAAGACGUAGAAGAUCGCGAAUCCGGCGACGAUGCCGCUGCCUCUCAAUCAAGUGGAAGCGCGCGCAGUGUCGAUAGUGACGACUUCGCGUUUCCCCUUGCUGUGACCAAUCCCGACGGAUCUCAGUCCUUUCGUGCUACGAAAACUCUGCACAAGAUCAGCACUGCGCAUGUCCACAAGAAGCGCGAGCGACGCCAUCUCGUCACUGGAUAUUCGGAUCCCGCUCUGAAAGAGCGCUCGGGUUAUGAUCGGAAGUUCAGUUCGACUGGUGGUUUUCGGGCAGAGGACUUGCACUUCAUGUUGGGCCCGGACGCGAGCGCGGCUACUUUGUCUCAGGAGUCGAAGGAGACUGCACAAGCCCAGGUUGAUGACCCUCCCGGCAUACCAUCUGUUUCUGCAACCGUACCCGUCUGUUCCGAAGCCGCUUCACCUUCUCUUCCCAACAAGGAGGACUCGAUGGAUCCUGCCAAUGUUACGGGUUCGCCCGCAUCCUCGUUGUCCUCGUCAUCUGGGGUUCCUGCUGCGACAGAUACACAUCUCCCCGCGCAGGGCUCUCCAUCAACGGGCGAUCCGACGGGUGUUCCUCUAGACGAUCAACAUACUUCGUCGCCGACGAACGAGACCUCCACCACCUCAGAAGCUCCGAGCGUACAUCCUGGGCCCAGUGCAGCUCCUCACAGCCCGCGCGGUAGCUCCGGGUUGCCUCCGACGGAGGAGUCACCGGACGAUCAACAUACUCCGCCGCCUCCGAACGAGCCCCCCGCCGCUUCAGAAGUUACAAGCGUACCUCCUGGGUCAAGUGCGGCUCACGACCCGCGCGGUAGUCCCGGCAUCCUGCCACCACGUCAACGCGUUCUUCUAGAUAAAGACGCGCGCCGGCCUCAUCCAUAUGCUCCUCCUGGCUCCCAGCGACCUAUGGCCCGACGCGUAGAAGACGAAGACGGGUAUCCGGCUGCAUUCAUGCGCUCCAAGCUUCGUAACCGCCAAUCGCAACAGCGAAGGCCAGCUCACGAGCGCACAUCUACACAUCAUACGAAGAACGAUGACCCCUCGCUGGACGCGGACAUCGGUGCUGAUGCCGAUAACGGCAAUGAGCAAGUAUACGACGAGCCGAAUCACGAGCGGGAUCCGGCGGAAACUACGCUCACAGAGGUCUCGACGGGACCGGGCGUCGCAACUUCCUUUAACGCUGCUUCAGAAGACGUCUUCGUAUCCCGGCAACAUCGCGCGGAGCAGAUACGGCAAGUACCUGAGGAACGGACUGGACGCGAAAGCGACGCCGCUGUCGAGCCUACGCGCAACACGGAAGAUGUGGCACGGGAAGGGCGCGAGGAAGGAUUGCAACGCGACGCGGCUGAGUCUCAAGGCGUCGCGGGUGACGCUGCGCGGAGGGAACGGGAGGAACGGGAACGGGAAGAACAGGAACGCGUAGAGCGUGAGCCUUCGGAGCAGGAACGCUCAGAGCUUGAGCGCAUUGAGCAGGAGUGCGCAGAGCAGGAGCGCAUCGAGCAGGAGCGUGUUGAGCAGGAGCGCAUCGAGCAGGAGCGCGCCGAGCAGGAGCGUGUUGAGCAGGAGCGGGUCGAGCGCGAGCGCAUCGAGCAGGAGCGCAUCGAGCAGGAACGCGACGAGCGUGAGCGUGUAGAACGAAUGCAACGCGAGCAUGAUGCAGAGAUUGCUAGGCGCAUCGCCGCGAAGGAGAAAGAGAUCGCGGAUCGCAUCGCCGCGAAGGAGAAGGAUGCCGAACACCAGUUUCAAACGCAGCGGCGCCAAUUCUGGGACGUAGUUGCACAGGCACACCUGCAGCGCGGUCAACCAUUACCCGGCCGAUUCACUGGCGUGGACACUCCAGGAUACGACGCUCUGUCUUCUCAAUGGCGGCAUCUUCCUCUCGGUAGCGGAGUUGGAGUUUUGUCUGUCAAUGGCAAAGAACUCGACGUCUUCAGCUACAUGGGUGCAUUGAUUGGCCCGGGCGGGGAUCUUUCAAACAUACCAGAGCUGGACCGCUGGGUGGAUCUGCUUGCUUUCUUAGGCAUGCAGGCAGAUCAAACAAGAGUCCUCGCGCGCAUGUUAAUGGCGCUUUUGAGCCCUUUUGCGGGUUAUAGGCCACGGCGAGCUAGCGAACUCAGUCAGCCAGAAGUGCGUGAACGACGGCCCCCUUCAGAACCUUCGGCGGCCACGCAGCCCACACAACCGUCCACAGCCGCGCAGCCCUCGAGCGGAUCACGCAUUUCAUCUGAUAAUCUUGGCCGUCGUGAAUCUACGUCUCCGCCGCGGCCGUCGAGUCCACCAGCGUUUAAUUGCGAUGCGCCCUAUGCUGGGCAGCAGGCUUAUCGGCGCCUACAACAACAACACUCUCCAAUACAUUCCCCUACGCCUCCGCCGCCGCCGCCACCUCCCCGCUCUCCGGGGAGGCCUCAGGGGCAUCGUCACAACCAGGCCACGAAGACUCCGUUAUCCCCACAUUCCCCAACACCACGCCGCUCAUCGCCGCCCCCGGCUUUCGCGACUUCCCGCCCGAGGACAGAUCCUGCACCCACUGCUCAGGGCCAAUCGCCGCCACCUAUGGCACCACAAACCGCCAGUCCUCGACGCCGUAGUUCAGCCCUUCGCCCUAGUCAUGCGCAACCUCCUCAACCUACGGCUCAACCCAAACCGCCGGUCGUUGAUGUCACGGAAAGUUUGACAGCUCCGGACAGUCUUCAUCAUUUCAUCGCCCUCGACGAACGUGUUCGUACAGCAGGAGUUCAAUUGACACGCCGAGACUCAUUACUGCUCGUCACCGGGGACCGUGAGCGCGUCAAACGCGCCAUCGAGCUUAUUCAAACCGUCCUGAAGGAGUUUGAGUCAUUCAUUCCCAUCAAGUUACCAGCUGUAGGGGAGCACUGGUCUGCUUUCGACUUGAAGGCGGCGUUGGCUUUAUACGUCAGGACUCGUUGCAUUGUCACGCCUCUCGCCGGAGGGAUUGAGAUACUGGUACAAGGCCGGCCUCAAGACUUUGCCGCAGCGAUCUCCUUGAUCACAAACAUGGGCAAGCCGGCUACAACGCAACGCCCAUCUUCGCCGGAUCUGCGCGCCAACCUCGCCCCACCCAUCUACCGUUCACCGGCGCCCGAGACACAUCCCAUGCCGACUACCGCCAAUCCUAUGGCACAGAUGCACCAGGGUCGCUCACCGCCUGCUCAAAGUCGUGAUCCAUCGUCGCAUCCGCCGCCGCCACCCUCGCCUCCACGAAGACCUUCCCGUCAACCGUCACCAUUGCCCGCACGAUCACCGCGCCGCCCUACACGAGCACCUGCCACACCAGCCCGCUCUCCACAAGUCAACCAGCUCCCGCAUACCCCUACAGCCGCUCCUCCUCGCCGUGAUCGUACAGGUGGUGCAGCAGCGGCGCCAAGGGCAUCCCGGCCUACACCUGCCCCUACACCUGCUUCCCCUCAUCAUGGCCGUACAGGUGGCGCAGCAACACCGAAGGCAGCCCGGCCCACGCCCAUGACUAGACCACCCGACAAUCCCGGCGAUCUUUUCGAUGAGUUACAGUCAGAAGAAGGGCAAGCGUCAUCCGCGUCUCGCGACCGCCCAUUGUCACCCGAAGUCCAAGAUCAGCAAGACGCUGCAGGGCGCACAUCACAAGCCAACCAGCCUUCGCCCGCCUCUACAGCUGCCCCCUCUCAUCGUGAUCGUACAGGCGGCGCAGGGACACCGAACGCAUCUCGGCCUACGCCCAUGACUAGACCACCCGACAAUCCCGGCGAUCUCUUUGAUGAGUUACAGUCCGAAGGGCAAGCGUCGCCCGUGUCCAGCCACCGCCCUUCAUCGCCCGAGAUGCGAGAACACCGAGAUGUAGAGAUGUCAGAGGCGGAAGACGAGUCCCAACCCGCGACCGACCAACCGGCCGGACGUGACUCGGACCCGGCUUCGCAGUCACCGCCAACCGCCAGACCGUCACAGCCUCAGGCGACUCAUGCGUCCGCACCAGAAUUCGUCACUAGAGAAGAGUUUGACGCAUUCCGGGCGGCUUUUGGUUCUGGUGCACGUCACAACGGACGAAAGCAAGGAGACACUGUGCGAAGGGCUAUUCUUAAAGCCCAUAAACUUUCUUCUCCGAAGCCGGCAGCUCAACCUCGCGGUAAAGACGUUAAUAUCAAACGCGCUGAUCUCCGUAUCCUUGUUCUACGACUACUGGACCGCGAAAACAACAAGGUGCCAUUCCCUUCGCACAAGAUCCCUACGGCGGCCGAAAUCGCGGCGUUUCAGUCACACCAAAUCGGUGGUCCUUCCAAGGACAACUGGCGCGUUGACCCGAGAACCAGAUCCGGGGCACCGUGGAAUUCCAGGGCGGGGCUUGUUCUCACUGAUAUACUCAUCGGGGAGGGUGCAAUUGUUGUACAAGAGAGGCAGACGACGUUGGCAUGGUUCAAGAGAUAUCAUGACGGCACCCUAAGAUCACACUACGUCUCAAUCAACCUCGGCAACGAUGCAGCGCGUCAAGCCAAUAGAGAUCGGUCCAAUAGAGUUCAGCGCCAUGAAACGCUCGGCAACCUACGUCUCACGACUGCCAGCAAGCACGAAGAGCUUGCUCCUGUUGGCCAUGUAGUCGGUUGGGCAGGUCCGAAGUCGGCACUUCACAGCGAUGACGAAGAAGAUCAUCUGUCUACCACGCCCAGGUACAGCAUUGUGGAAGACGUAUGGAAGUCACGCAAGACACGCCGGUACUUGCGCUCGAUGGACCUUCUGCACAUCGGGGAUAAAUUUGACGAAGGGGGUCAACAUCGCACGGCGCCCGGGAACUGGUUGCGCGAGCGCAUCCCCGGCCAUGAUAUCCCGAGCAAAUCUCAGAACCCGCUUGCUGGACUACCUGUCAACUUUUAUGACAAGGACUGGCUCGCAGCUCAGGCCCCAGAGCGUCGCGAAUCUCUCAAUCUGCAACUGGAAGUCUCACUGGAAUUCCCUUUCAAGCUCCGCAUAAGGGCGGCGAGGGUUCUUGGGCUGCUACGCGAGACUGGCCCCGUCUCUGACUGGCGAACCCUCCGUAUCAGUGAUCAAGAACUCAAGUUGUUAGACUUAUACCUUGAUACCGGCAAACGCCCACCUGCAACUUACGGACAGGCAGACAUGUGA
Peniophora sp. CBMAI 1063 is the source of this 5187-nucleotide messenger RNA. The record is from the annotation of a GenBank genome assembly. NCBI's taxonomy places the organism in Eukaryota, Fungi, Basidiomycota, Agaricomycetes, Russulales, Peniophoraceae.